AUGUGCCCUGUAUGUGGUGGAAGAGCCACGCUGCCCCCGGCAGCUCCUCAGGACGGCUUUGGGCGGACCAUCACCCUGUCCCCAGAUGCCUUGGCCACCUCGGGAGCUGGAGGGGACGGGCGCUGCGGGGACGCGGAGGAUGUUUCUGCAGAGCUCAGCGUGUCUGCAGGCGGCUGGAGAGGUCAGCCGACGCUGCGGCAGGCGCUGCAAGCCCCGGGGGGAGCGGGCACAGCGAUGUCGCGGGCGCUGCUCGGCCCCGUGACGCGGCGAACGCCUGGACAUCGCUGCCAGCUCCCCCAGUCCCUUGUAGUUGUCCACUUUUGGGCACCAUGGGCUCCUCAGUGUGCUCAGAUGAAUGAGGUUAUGGUGGCACUAGCAAAGGAACACACGCAGGUUACAUUUGUGAAGCUGGAAGCUGAAGCUGUGCCUGAAGUAUCUGAAAAAUAUGGAAUUAGUUCUGUUCCAACGUUCUUAUUCUUUAAGAAUUCUCAGAAAGUUGACAGAUUAGAUGGUGCGCAUGCCCCAGAGCUGACCAAAAAAGUGCAGCGCCAUGCGUCCAGCAGUUCUGUUUCUGCUGCCUCUAAUGAGAGUGCAAAAGAAGAUCUUAAUGUGCGUCUAAAGAAACUCAUCAAUGCUGCCCCUUGCAUGCUGUUUAUGAAAGGGUCGCCAAAAGAACCUCGCUGUGGUUUCAGCAAACAAAUGGUGGAGAUAUUGAACAAACAUGGUAUUUCUUUUAGCAGUUUUGAUAUUUUUUCUGAUGAAGAAGUUCGUCAGGGGCUGAAAACAUACUCUAAUUGGCCAACUUAUCCACAGUUGUAUGUAGCUGGAGAGCUUAUAGGUGGACUUGAUAUUGUCAAGGAACUUGAGGCGUCUGGAGAACUGGACACAGUCUGUCCGAAGGCACAGAAGUUGGAGGACAGGCUUAAAAACUUGAUCAACAAAGCUCCUGUGAUGCUUUUUAUGAAGGGAAGCAAACAGGUGGCAAGAUGUGGAUUCAGCAAGCAGAUUAUAGAAAUCUUAAAUAAUACUGGUGUUGAUUAUGAAACAUUUGACAUACUGGAAGAUGAAGAGGUGCGGCAAGGAUUAAAAACCUAUUCAAACUGGCCGACGUAUCCUCAAUUAUAUGUGAAAGGUGAACUUGUUGGAGGGCUGGAUAUUAUUAAGGAACUAAAGGAAAGUGGUGAAUUGUUGCCUAUUCUGAAGGGAGAAAAUUAAUGGAAGAGGACAUCAAUGGAACAGAAAUACUUUGAACAGUUAUGCGUUUAUAGAUUAUAUUGGAGCAAUAUACAAUUUAGCCCUGUGGAACUGAUCAGGAUUAAAUAAAGACAGUUUAUGUACUGUGUAUUUCACAAGACCAUGCUACGUAUGAAAAUGUGUUUCCACUGAAGAUACAAAAAUGUCAAGGUCUUCAAAUUCAAUUAAAAUACAAUGCUAAAG
Molecule: messenger RNA, 1437 nt
Organism: Charadrius vociferus (killdeer)
Lineage: Eukaryota; Metazoa; Chordata; Aves; Charadriiformes; Charadriidae
Gene: GLRX3
Product: glutaredoxin 3
Exons: 12
Coding region: 1-1215 (404 amino acids)
Source: RefSeq, a predicted model, not a curated record